AUGACGACCCGCCUCGCGACGAUGCUGCUCGUGCUCCAGCCCCUCGCACGCGCCGCGACGACGACGCCCUGCGACUGCCCCUACCAGCUCGACGGCAUCUGCCACGCGUCGACCACGGCCGACGGCCUCACGGGCCCCUGCGCCUGCGACCCCUACGACUGCGGCGACCCGUGCGGCGCCGCGCUGACCUGCGAGCAGUGUCGCGACGUCCCAGGCCGCGACUGCGUCUUCUGCGCGAAGGAGGGGCUCUGCGCGGACGCGGACGCCGCGCCGACGCGGACCGCGAUGACCUCGUGGUUCGGAGCGCCUUUUUCCAAAAUCGUCGCCAACUUCGCGUGCGAGCUCGACGACUACGCGGACGCCUGCGCGCCGAGCGCCUACUCCGACCCCUAUGGGGAUGCCCAGGCCUGGUACCUCGACGCGAUGCGCGUGCCCGACGCCUGGGCCGCGGGCGUCACCGGAGCCGGCGUCGUGGUCGACGUCGUCGACGACGGCGUCGACGCGGCGCACCCGGACCUCGCGAAGCUCGACGCUUCGCGGUCCUGCGCCGCGUACCUCCCGGACGGCUCUUCGAUCGGGCACGGCACGGCGUGCGCGUCGUUGGCCGUCGGGAGCGCGAACUCGCACUGCGUCGUCGGCGUCGCCCACGGCGCGGAAGUCGCGCCCGGCGCCGGCCUGUCGUCGUGCCGCGUCUUCGGGGACGACCGCGCGUCCAUCCCCGACGCGAUCUACGACGGCGCCCGCGCCGUCGACGUGAGCUCGAACUCCUGGGGCUACGACGAGUGCGCGACGAUGCUGCCGACCUACGGCCGGCGCCUCGAGGCGUGCCCCUUCGCGGCGGGCCGCCCGUGGUCCGAGCGCUCCGCGGCGGACGUCUGCGCGACGUGCGCGGGCGAGGACUGGAACGGAGCCUUCGGCGCGGCGUGCCACACGGCCAUCGCCGAGCACUGCGAGUACCACUUCGCCGACGACGAGGACGCGUGCCGCGCGUUCGACCACCUCUACACGUCCUGCGCCGGCUACCAGAUCGGCGACCUGCCGGAGUUCGACGCGCUCGAGGCCGGCGCGCGCGAGGGCCGCGGCGGCAGGGGCGUGAUCUACGUCUGGGCCACGGGCAACGGCUACCGGUACGCGGGCGCCUACCAGCAGCUCGAGCACCUCAACAACCGCUUCGCGAUCACCGUCGGCGCCGUCGGCCGCUCCCUGCGCAAGGCGUCCUACAGCGAGGGCGGCGCGGCGACGUUCGUCGUCGCGCCCGGCGGCGACGACGACCACGUCCACGGCAUGGUCGGCGCCGUCGCGGCCGGCGCGUGCGGUUCCAUCCCGCCGGGCACGUCCUUCGCGGCGCCGCUCGUCGCCGGCGUCGCGGCGCUCGUGCUCGAGGCGAACCCGCGGCUCGGCUGGCGCGACGUCCAGGGCGUCCUCGCGUCGACGUCGCGGCGCGUCGACCUCGGGAGCGACGACUCGUGGACGACGAACCUCGCGGGCGUGAGCCACAGCUACAAGUACGGCUUCGGGCUGGUCGACGCGCUCGCCGCGGCGCGGGCGGCCCGGCGGUGGACGAACUGGCCGGAGGAGCGGAAGCUCGAGGCGACGAACGUCGCCGCGGAGACCAUCUUCGACUACGACGGGACGGAGCGCUGGGUCGAAUCGGAGAUCGCGUUCUCCGAGAAGAACGUCGCCGUCGAGUCGGUGAACGUCUUCGUGACCAUCGACCAUCCGCACCGCGGCGAGCUCUGGAUCGAGCUCGAACGCGGCGGCGUCACCUCGAUCCUCACCGACGACACGUACAACUUCGGCAACCGCUACGAGGACUGGAAGUUCCUGACGCUGCGGCACUGGGGCGAGCCCUUGGACGCGGGCCCCUUCACGCUCCGCGUCGCGGACAGGCGCCGCGGCACGACGGACGGCUCGAGCUACCCCGAGUGGGCCUUCGUCCCCCGCUGGCACGCGCUCCUGGGCUCCGACGACGACGGCGACGACGACGGCGAGCUCGUCUCGUGGCGCAUCGAAGUCUUCGGCCGCGACGUCGACCCGGACGCGUCGCCGUCGACGGCGCGCCCGACGGCCACGGCCGACGCGGCGCCGACGGGCGCCCCGACGGUCGCGCCGGACUGCGGCGCCCCCUGCGCCGAGGCGCGCUUCCAGGAAGACUACCGCGGCGCGAUCUCCGAGACCGCCACGGGGCUCCGGUGCCAGAAGUGGACGAGCCAGGCGCCGAACGCGCACGGCCGCACGCCGGCGAACUACCCCGACGCGGGCCUCGGCGACCACAACUCCUGCCGCAACCCGGACGGGGACAGCGGUCGCGCCUGGUGCUACAACGCCGAGGGCACGGACCCCCGCUGGCAGUACUGCGACGUGCCGUACUGCAGCCCUCUCUGCGACGCGGCGUCCCUCUGCGCGCGGCACGACGCGAAGCAACGGUGCCCGCCGGCGAGGUGCGAGUGGAAGAAGAAAGCGUGCCAGCCCAAGGCCGACUGCGCGUCGCUCAACAAAAGGCGGUGCAAGAAGCGCAAGAGUUCCUGUCGGUGGAGGCGCGAGGCGUGCCGCUCGAGGAACGAGUGCGCGUCGCUCAAGCGGAAGUCCUGCAAGGCGAACGGGACGUCGUGCAAAUGGAAGCGCAAGGCCAAGAAGUGCAAGGCCAGAUAG
Aureococcus anophagefferens is the source of this 2652-nucleotide messenger RNA. RefSeq lists its product as hypothetical. Gene Ontology annotation, molecular function: serine-type endopeptidase activity. The record is from RefSeq and is a predicted model, not a curated record. Lineage: Eukaryota; Pelagophyceae; Pelagomonadales; Pelagomonadaceae. The transcript is spliced from 2 exons. Gene Ontology annotation, cellular component: membrane. The coding region runs from base 1 to 2652 and encodes 883 amino acids. Gene Ontology annotation, biological process: protein processing.